AUGACGGCUGUCAAUGUUGCCCUGAUUCGUGAUACCAAGUGGCUGACUUUAGAAGUCUGUAGAGAAUUUCAGAGAGGAACUUGCUCUCGAGCUGAUGCAGAUUGCAAGUUUGCCCAUCCGCCAGGAGUUUGCCACGUGGAAAAUGGUCGUGUGGUGGCCUGUUUUGAUUCUCUAAAGGGUCGGUGUACUCGAGAAAACUGCAAGUACCUUCACCCUCCUCCACACCUAAAAACUCAGCUAGAAAUUAAUGGCCGCAACAAUCUGAUUCAACAGAAGACUGCCGCAGCCAUGUUCGCCCAGCAGAUGCAGCUUAUGCUCCAAAAUGCUCAAAUGUCGUCACUCACUUCUUUUCCUAUGACUCCGGCACUUGUAGCUAAUCCUGCUAUGACUUUCAAUCCUUACUUGCCUCAUCCUGGGAUGGGCCUGGUUCCUGCCGAAGUUUUCCCAAAUGCACCUGUUCUGAUUUCUGGAAACCCACCUUUCCCGUUGCCAGGAGUUGCUGGACCAAAACCUAUGCGUUCAGAUAAACUGGAGGUUUGCCGAGAGUAUCAGCGUGGAAAUUGUACCCGUGGGGAGAGUGAGUGCCGCUAUGCUCACCCUACCGAUUUCUCCAUGAUCGAAGUCAGUGAUAAUACUGUGACGGUCUGCAUGGAUUACGUUAAAGGUCGCUGCUGCCGGGAGAUAUGCAAGUACUUCCAUCCACCUGCACACUUACAAGCCAAACUCAAGGCAGCUCAUCACCAGAUGAACCAUUCAGCUGCCUCCGCGAUGGCUCUACAGCCUGGUGCAUUUCAACUGAUACCAAAGAGAUCGGCACAUGAAAAGACCAAUGGAGCCACCCCGGUCUUUAACCCCAGUGUUUUCCACUGCCAGCCAGCUGUGGCUAACCUACAGCUCCCGCAGCCGGCAUUUAUCCCUGCAGGGCCAAUACUGUGCAUGGCACCCGCUUCAAGUAUUGUGCCCAUGAUGCACGGUGCUACACCUACCACUGUGUCUGCAGCAGCAACACCUGCCACCAGCGUUCCCUUCGCUGCAGCAGCUACAGGCAAUCAGAUACCCCAAUUAUCAAUAGAUGAACUGAAUAGCAGCAUGUUUGUUUCACAGAUGUAG
Molecule: messenger RNA, 1110 nt
Organism: Cynocephalus volans (Philippine flying lemur)
Lineage: Eukaryota; Metazoa; Chordata; Mammalia; Dermoptera; Cynocephalidae
Gene: MBNL3
Product: muscleblind like splicing regulator 3
Exons: 8
Coding region: 1-1110 (369 amino acids)
Biological process (GO): regulation of RNA splicing
Cellular component (GO): nucleus
Molecular function (GO): RNA binding; metal ion binding
Source: RefSeq, a predicted model, not a curated record